AUGUGGGGUACGAGUAAUCAAUAUUUUGGUAGAGUUAUGAAACCGCCGUAUUCACUGGUGCCGUAUGCUAAUGUAACAAAAAGAAUUGGUAUGGAUAAUGAUUAUGAUUAUUAUCGUACCAGAUUACUGAUGGAUUGGGAUGGAAACUUCAGGGAAUGCAUAUUACCGAAUAAUACUUUAUGGGGUGUUUCUACAGUUACUAAUACAACUCUUAGUAUUGUAACCACUAGUUUAACGAGAUUUAGCUCUGAUAAUGGAUACGGAAAUCCUAAAAUAAGCAGCUCAACCCCAGGAAUUAACGCUACUGUUCCCAAUGCCCUAACCAAUAUCACUUUGAGGUUCAUAACAUCUGUCGUACUAUCGACUGGUAAUAUCUCAAUCUACCAAACAGGCAUAAAUGGAGAAGAUUUAUUACGUCAAACAAUUUACGGAUUAUCUGAAUUGGCGUCAACGACAGAUAACGCAUCUAGUGUCUUAUUCAAAUUUUGGAGUACAUUUAACCAGCCAGGGGCUAGUUACUAUGUGUUAAUGGAUAAUAAUUUUGUGAAAACUAAGCAACUUGAUGAGCCGAUUCGUGGGAUUGAGAAGAAUGAGUAUUGGUUAUACAGUGAUAAUUACGCUGACAGUUAUUCAGAUGGAACAACCUGUCUACUUCGAUUAACUCGCGAAGAAAUCAGCAAUGAAUUAUCCCGAAUCACGCCAAUUGAAGCGAAUCGUCUCAGCACCUCAAAACGCUGGCAGAAUGACGCUAAGACACAACAAGUUCUCAUGGAAUUUAAGCUUAUACACCAAUAUCAUUAUCAAAUUCUUGAGACUUAUGGAUUUAUGCCUGCAACAAAUUUAUGGGAAAAGUACAAAUAUCAACUUAUUUAUGUGUGUGGUGGAAUAGUACUUGUAUGCACGGCAUUUUUGAUUGCCUGUUUUCUGUAUCCAGAAUAUUCUCAUCCUUUGCCUCUCAGUGACAUUCAAUGGAAUCUUAGCAUUCCUAAACAACGAGAAACCGCGCAAAACCAUGAAUUCUCAAAAUGGUUAAACACGAAUACGCAUAUGACUACAAUUGUCGCUAUUGUCAGUGAUGCUGAUAUCGAUGCAUUGAGAAUAAUUGGGUCACAAUUCGUUGGACUAAAGAUUUUUAGUGCCCCGUUUUCAAUGUACAAGUAA
This is a messenger RNA of Ambispora leptoticha, 1161 nucleotides long. The record is from the annotation of a GenBank genome assembly. NCBI's taxonomy places the organism in Eukaryota, Fungi, Glomeromycota, Glomeromycetes, Archaeosporales, Ambisporaceae.